Vigna angularis (adzuki bean) is the source of this 1996-nucleotide messenger RNA. Its product is annotated as protein NUCLEAR FUSION DEFECTIVE 4. NCBI's taxonomy places the organism in Eukaryota, Viridiplantae, Streptophyta, Magnoliopsida, Fabales, Fabaceae. The record is from RefSeq and is a predicted model, not a curated record. The coding region runs from base 324 to 1859 and encodes 511 amino acids. The transcript has 2 exons. Gene Ontology annotation, cellular component: membrane.
UCGCACACACACAACAUUUUCAAGUCCGAAUCUCUGAAUUGAUGAUGAAAAACAUUGAUUUUCAUAUUAAUUAUGUUAGAAAUAAUUUCAAAGCAUGGGUGCUAGCUAGUAUUGCAUCAUACACAACCCCAUUUUGUAACCAUUCAUCCCUCCACUGAGGGUCAUUAUACUCUUGACUUUAGCUUUCACACCAUAGUGUCUCUACCUUUCACUCCACUUUUUCUCAACAUAUAAACCCUCAUACAUUCCAUACACUCUUAUUAGCUUAGAAGGGUACUUCUAAGUUCUUUUUUUUCCUCUAAACUUCUUCUUUAAUCUUUACCAUGUCUUCUACUACUCUCCAAUGGCUAAGCCUUGUUGGCACAAUUUGGCUCCAAGCCAUAAUUGGGACAAACACUAAUUUCCCUGCUUACUCUUCUCAGCUGAAGCAGCUUCUUUCCAUCUCCCAAGUCCAACUCAAUAACCUUGCUUUUGCCUCUGAUGCAGGCAAGCUUUUUGGCUGGUUUUCUGGCCUUGCUUCUAUAUACCUCCCCCUUUGGCUUGUCCUCUUGACAGGUUCAACUCUUGGCUUGAUUGGCUAUGGUGUGCAAUAUCUCUUCAUAACCGAACAGAUUUCCUCUUUGUCUUAUUGGCAUGUGUUCUUACUAACUUUUCUUGCUGGCAAUAGUAUUUGUUGGAUCAACACUGUGUGCUAUGUUGUCACCAUAAGGAACUUCUUAUCAGAUCGCCAAGUUGCUGUCGGAAUAACAACUAGCUACCAAGGACUGAGUGCAAAAAUCUACGCCAACAUUGUUGAUGCUGUUUCUCCUCACAAGAAGGCCAAAGCAUUUCUCUUCCUGAACUCUCUCUUGCCUGUGAUAGUUGGCCUAGUAGCUGCUCCUCUGGUCAGAGAAUUUGAUGCCACAAGUCCUAAGCACACGCGUGUUGGGUUUGCCGUGAUGUUUGUCAUAACAAUUUUCACUGGAAUAUAUGCUGUGUUAAGCAGCUUGCAAUUUGUCACAAGCAAAGCAUCCUCACUGGAUAUCAUGACUGGUAUCCUAGUGUGCCUUCUGUUGCCUCUUCUAGUCCCACUUUCAGUGAAGAUCAAGGAACUACAGGAUAAUAGAGAAAAUUUGAGAAUUUACCAUUUUACUAUGGAGGAGAAUAACAGUGAAGAGAGAGUGGAGAAUGAGGUGAAAGAGGGUGAAGUUGAAGAAGAGAUUGGUAUUAUAGAAGAAGUUGGAGUGAAGUUGAUGCUUAGAAGAAUAAAUUUCUGGUUAUAUUUUUUUGUGUAUUAUUUUGGUGCAACAGUUGGUUUAGUGUAUCUUAAUAACUUAGGACAGAUUGCUGAAUCUCGGGGUUGCUCCAAUACUUCAUCUUUGGUGUCUUUGUCAUCAUCCUUUGGAUUCUUUGGCCGUCUCAUGCCAUCUCUAAUGUACUACUUCUACAGGGGACAGUGUAGAAUUUCAAGACCAGCUUCACUGUUGGCAGCUAUGGUUCCAACAUCAGGAGCAUUUUUUUUGCUUCUCAACAGAACUGAUCUUGCUCUUUACAUUAGCACUGCGGUGAUUGGAGUGUGUACGGGAGCAAUCACUUCCAUUGCUGUUUCCACAACCACUGAGCUGUUUGGUACAAAGCAUUUUUCAGUGAACCAUAAUGUGUUGGUGGCCAACAUUCCUAUGGGAUCCUUCAUAUUUGGCUAUUCAGCUGCACUUGUUUACCGUAAUGAAGGACAUGAACACUAUGAGCAUGGGCAAUGCAUGGGCAUGGAAUGCUACAGAAACACUUUUAUCAUCUGGGGUUCCUUGUGUUUCUUUGGAACUCUUUUGGCUUUGAUUCUUCAUGUUAGAACUCGCAAGUUUUACUCACAAAUACAAUAGGGUAUACACAUUUUGCUUCAAAUAGUAUUGUUUCUUUUUUAACAUUGUAUAACAUAUACAAUGGAGAUUGUGGCUUGAUAAUCUCCUAUUACACUUGAGUAAAGUAAUAAUAGUAAUAAUACUAAGACAAAUAUAAA